Messenger RNA from Durusdinium trenchii, 2757 nucleotides. NCBI's taxonomy places the organism in Eukaryota, Dinophyceae, Suessiales, Symbiodiniaceae. The record is from the annotation of a GenBank genome assembly.
CAGCAGAGAGCGAUAAGCGGAGCUGUGUCAAUGGCGCUUUGUUCCAUUCUAUGAACUUUGAUGCUCCCGAGCGCCUCGCUACAUGAGCUCAAGCUUGCGGACUUUCUACAGCUGGAUUGGACCAGUGGUGGUGUUCCUCUCAGUGCCUCAAUGCCAAGCAACGAUAUUGGGGGAUGCCAUUGUCUCAGGAAAGCCUCUUUCAUUGAAUCGGUGCCUGGCCGCUGCAGCUUCCGAUAUCAACCUCAAUGCGGUGUCCACUGUGUGUCAUGAGGACAUCCAGCGGUUCUACUGCCGGAGGGUGCGUGAUGUUGCCUCCAAGAGAUAUACUGAGCGCUUUGUCUCUGGUUUUGUUGCCGGUGGUGAUAAGGACCCCGAGCUGGUCUUCCGCCCCUUUCAUCGGGCGACCAUUGCCUACGUCAUAUUGGCACAUCAGUUUCCAGAGAAUGUCAAGCGGCUUGUGUCCAGACUCUUUGUGCCCCUUGGAACUAUAUUUGCAGUGCAUAUCGAUGAGAAAAACCCAUCCAUGUUCAAUGAGCUUUCAAUCUGGGUUGUGGAAGAGGGCUUGGAUUAUGCAGUGCAGAUCUUUUCUGAGUUGAAUAUAGUCCGUGGUGGCCCGAACAUGCUCCACGCAGAGCUCCUAGGUAUUCGUCGUUUGUUGAACCACACCAUUCCAUGGGACUUCUGCAUUCUGUUGAGCGAACAGGACUAUCCAUUGAGAGGAAACGCCGUUCUUGCCGAAUAUUUGUGGGUGCACAGAGGCACAAGCUUUGUCUCCGUGGACGAGGGGGAGUGCGAACGAGAUGUAUCAUACCAGUGUGGAGACAGGGUCGUCUCAUUGUCUGGAGGUGUCCAAUAUCCAAAGAUCCCUGGAAUGAGAUAUGCCAGUGGGUCUCAGUGGUUUGCCAUUACCUAUCAACUUGCGGCUGUGAUUGGAACGCAUUUAUCAAACUCGUCAACCAUUGUGGGAACCAUCCUUCAUGACCUCAUCACAGUGAAGCAGCCGGAUGAAAGCUUCUUCCAGGCGGUGGUUCUGAACUCAGAGUUUUGCUCCCGCUACUCCGACUACACCCUGCACUGGACAGACAAGGACAGCAUGCGAGAAGUGCGCAGCUUGACUAGCGAGUACAACAUCAUGUCGCCUGGAGUGUUGAUCUUUCCGAGGGAUGUGGCCAAAGUGUCGGAAGUUCGCGACAAGUCUUUGUGGGCCUUCUUUGCACGGAAGUUUGACAACAGCCUUCAGAGCACUCAGUUGAAGGAUUCGCUGGAUAAACUAUCCAAGCAGAACAGCCGCAAGGUGUGGACCCGUGUACAGAAGCAUCAAGUGCCAGCGCUGUGGCGACUUACGCAGGUAUUGGCCAGCUCUUUCGCGGAUGUUGUCUCUGUGGACCGCUUGCAGCGUAAUGUGGACGGCCUUUUUCAUGUCCAAACCUUGCAGUUGCAGCUUGGGCAUGGGCGAACGACUCUGCUUCUUCGCGAGAAGCUUGCGAUGCCGUCGCGGUCAAGCUCACUUUUGGCCUUGAGGAUUGGAUGCGAUUGGAACAAGACUGACUUGGUAUUUGAUGGAGACGUGUCAGCUGUUGCUUCGUCAAGCUCUGGACUGUACAGUUGUCCGAGUUUGUGGGCAAUUGUGCACUGGCAAAUGUCGAAGAAGCCAGUGUCAGAGGACCUGCUUCUAGUCUGGAUUGAUCCUGGUGGGACUCCUAUGCAGCAUGCUCCGAUCAAGAUUUCAGAGCACUCAGUAUUGGUGUGGCACCGGUACACUGCAACUCAGCCCCUAUCUCCAGGAGAAUGGACAUUGGAGGUGCAGUCUAUGGAACAGGGCAUUCUUGCGCGGCGAACCUUCUUCGUUUACAGAGAACCUUCACAAAUUCCGUGGCACAAGGUGAAGGAGUUCUUUGACGUCCUACCAUCCUAGAUCCGAGCCUUUGACUGGACGCUGAACCAUAUGGUGGAGGGUCUUGGAGGACUUAGCUGAAGGUGCCGUGUAGUCGUGAAGAUUCUUACAUUCUGAGAUGCCAACAACUGCCCCAAGUUGCGAUUAGCGAUCAGCUUGGCUGCUGAAAGAUGACCUUCGGGACCUGGUCGAGCUGCAGGUUUCUUCCAUGAGGCCGCUGUCAAUCCCUAGCCUAGCCACAGCAAUCAACAAAAACACAUCGAGGACUUUAUCAGAUACUUUGCAAGCAUGCCUUUGGCACUUCGUUCGAGCUGCCGGGCUGAACUUGACUUGCACCGGGAAAGGCUGCGUGCCUUCUUUUUGAAGGCCACGGUGCCGUGGUGCCAUGCGACAAUUUGCAGAGAGUGGCCUUGCCAAAGCUAGCUAUGCUGGCUUGGGUGCUGGAAAAGCAAUCCAAAAUAGCAGUGGGUCGCAAAUAUCGUUCCAGUCCAGCCCUUCAUGCCCAGCUACAGGAUCAACGAAGGAUGUUGCGUUUGGUACGGUGAGGGUCGGGGUCGAUCAAGGGCAGCCACAUAGCCUCCUGUCAGACUCGUGAUUUGCAUGAAAAGGGUGAACAUGUACUUGGAACCCAGUUGCAGAGUUAGGUCAGUUGACAUUGUGUAGGUUGUAAUGUGUAUGUCAAUGUGUGAAGCCAUUGUGCGUUGCACUGCUUCGUCGCGAGUAGAGGCCAAAGAGCAAAGUAACAUGCUUGACCAAGUUUCCAUUUCUGACCAAGAGUUGUGAGACCGCAAAUGGAUGGUUUAGUUUUCCUUUGAAAGCUGCCUGACACAAGGUGGCCUUGUUGAAUCAGCAGUACCUCCUGC